Nicotiana tabacum (common tobacco) is the source of this 3011-nucleotide messenger RNA. RefSeq names its product alkaline ceramidase-like. Lineage: Eukaryota; Viridiplantae; Streptophyta; Magnoliopsida; Solanales; Solanaceae. Gene Ontology annotation, biological process: autophagy; defense response to other organism; ceramide metabolic process. The record is from RefSeq and is a predicted model, not a curated record. Gene Ontology annotation, molecular function: hydrolase activity, acting on carbon-nitrogen (but not peptide) bonds, in linear amides. Gene Ontology annotation, cellular component: membrane.
AUGCAUAUAUUUUUAUUUGUUUUUUUUUUAUAUUGUGUUUUGAUGUAAAGCUAUUGGAUUCUUUUAUUUGUUGUAUUCUGUUUUGUAAUUUCGUUCGCGGUGAUCUCAAAGUUUAGUUUCGGUAUAUACAAGUUUUUUAUGUGAUAAGUUGGGAAUGAGGUGUAAAAACAGAUGUUUGGAGUUGAUUUUUGCUAAUCAUUAUCCAUUUGACUAUUUAGAUUAAUGUCGAAUACAUGGAUUAGUGGAUAGUGAAUAAAUUGAUUGGUUUGAAGUUAAUUACCAUACAUAAAAGGGGCCACGCGAUGCAUGAAACAUCCUGUGUUUACGUCGGGUCGACGGAAGGAUCACACCCUUGCCUAUCAUGACGUAAGCAUCAGUGACUAAUUCAACGGCUCGAACCCCUAACCUGUAGGUCUUAACAUAAUGCAUAUUAAUUAGGGCGUGAAGCAAGAUACCACAAUUGACAUAGAAUGCUUGUGGGCAUGAGUUUUAUGGGGACAGAUUUUCUUAUAGGUCAUGGAGUUGAUUAUAUAUGCUGGUCUUCUAUGAGUUCAGCCAUUCUAGCAAAGUUUAAAGGACAUAUUCUUUGCCGAUUCGGGGUUUUGAUAAAAGAUGCUGCAGAGAUUAUACAUCAAGUAUACAUGUGGGAGGAAUCGGCAUAAUUAAUAGGAAUGUUUGGGAAAUGCUCUGAAUAUAAUUCAUUGUCUAUUUUAAGAUAGAAAUAUGGUUGAGAAAAAAAUAUUUUCUUUUAAUAAUUAAGCCCGACGAGCCCCUCUCUGAUAUCGAAAGAAACCCCUUACCCCUGAGAGGAAGAUGCUGACCGAGAUGGAGUUGGGAGCAAACGUAGAGUUUAUCGUGUUUCGGUGUUGCCAAAAAAACAUCGAGGCAUAAAAUAAAUGAUACAUAUUAUGUGUGAUUUCCCGGGUCGAUGUGUGAGUUGUGAUCACCUUUGUUAAAGUAAACCUUUGCUUUUUCCACACAUAUUGAAUACCCCCGCUGGUUCGUGGUUGGGAAGGUUUUGUUUUAGCAGGAUAUCAAGGAAAUUUUGUAUUUUUUGUGGUGAUUCAAGGGUUUGUGCAUCUUAAUCCUUGAAAAUGGAUUUAUUAAUUUGGUGGCUGCUCUUAUAAAGCGAUAUAACAAAAUGUGCCAAAACGAGAUAGUUUGAUUGAGAAUCUCAGAGGAAAGGUUAACAUAAGAAGUUCUGCUCGGAAAGGAAAUGAUAAACUAUGUCUAGUAGUAUAAUAUGAAAGGCCUCUGCUAGGCUGGUUUUUGUGUGAUAACUAAAUUGGUUUAAGCAUGGAGAUUGAUGAUACUACCUGCUUUUUUUAUAGUGAAAAACUGUUUGUUGAUUCUUCUUUUCAGUCUCUUGUAUCUGCUCUUUGUUGAUAGGUCAUAGACAUAGGCUGGAUUGCUAUGAAGUUUACUAAUUGAAUCCAGAUAUGUUGAUAUUACGUGCUUUCUCCCUUCAAUUUGUAUUGGCUGUAGGUAUUGAAAGAGAAGGGGUAGAUGAACUUUUUAUUAAAUUUUUUAAAACUAAAAAUGGAAAAACAUUUUCUUCUCAAUGUUUCUUGAUAGGACCAAAAAAAACCUUGCUGUUCACCUAUUUGGUUUAGCAAAUAUGAUCGGAUAUUCUGGGCAGAAGUGACCUCAUCUGAUCUUUGUGAGCAGAUAUGUUUCUCUUUUGAAUAAUGUGCAUUUCAUUAGAGAAGUCAUAUGAUUGAUUGAUUGAUCAAUACAGAGAUGAAGUAUGCAUAAAACUUACUAUAUAGAGCAUUAAACUUGAAAAGCUAGUAAUAAACAAGUCUAUAUAUGUACUCGAAGGACUUGUGAGACGUGGUGACCAAGCGUUGAGCAAGCACAUUGCAUACAUUUGAAAGGUGCAUGCAUAUUUUGAAGAAUGGCAGAUGACAUUUCAAGCUUUUGGGGUCCUGUAACAUCUACUAAAGAGUGGUGUGAGCCAAAUUAUGUCCUCUCCUCCUAUAUUGCAGAGUUCUUUAAUACCAUCUCAAAUGUCCCAUGCAUUAUUCUGGCUUUGAUUGGUCUUGUGAAUGCCCUCAGACAGCGGUUUGAGAAAAGGUUCAGUGUCCUCCAUAUGUCAAAUAUAAUACUUGCCAUAGGGAGCAUGAUUUACCAUGCCACGUUGCGGCAGAUGAAGAAGGUAAUCCAUAUUAUUGACAUGAUUACCUAUAAAAUGAAAAUGCAACAGCAAGGUGAUGAGACACCCAUGGUCUGGGAAAUGCUUCUCUAUUUUUACAUCCUUUAUUCACCAGAUUGGCAUUACAAGAGUACAAUGCCCACGUUUUUAUUCCUUUACGGUGCACUAUUUGCCAUUGCGCAUUCACAGAUUCGCUUUGAUAUUGGUUUCAUGCUACAUUAUGCACUAUUGUGCCUUCUUUGCAUUCCUCGCACAUAUAAGUAUUACAUUCAUACAGAAGACAAAUCUGCAAAGCAGAUUGCAAAGUUAUAUGUGGCCACUUUAUUACUCGGAGCUGUUUGCUGGCUGUGUGAUCGUCUAUUCUGCAAGGACAUUGCCCGCUGGUACUUUAAUCCACAGGGUCACGCACUAUGGCAUGGCCUUAUGGGUUUUAACGCGUACUUUGCUAAUACUUUCUUGAUGUAUUGUCGCGCUCAGCAAAGAGAAUGGAAUCCAAAAAUCAAGCACUUCCUCGGAUUUUUUCCAUACGUAAAAAUCCAGAAACCAAAAGUUCAGUAGCACAAGUUAUUAACUCCGAGCCUUGUCUGUAAGGGGGAAAAAAAGUGGCAUAUGAAAAAUGGCGCCAAGGAACAAGUGCCAGCACCCGUGAUUCUUUCUCUUCUCCGUCUUGCAGAAUUUUAUGUAAAUGAAAGUUUGAAUUAGUUUUGGCUUUUGGGUAGUGAUCAAAAUUUUGACUGUAAAAUUAGUGUUCUCCCGGUGUACCAUAUAUUUAUACUCCAACAGAAGUCUGACAUGGACUAACUAGUAGUCUUUUCCUAAUGUUUUUGCUUUUGCAUUUUAGGGAACUGUUUUAACA